AUGGCUCGACUCCCUGACUUAGUCGAAGACUCGAAGCUCGGGGCAAAUAUUCUCCCUCAUUUCAAUGUGACGAUCCAUACAUAUCGUGAAUCCGAUCCAGAUUCACGCCGUCGUCUGGUAUCCAGGUCAGAGCAUUGGCAACGACAGAAAAAAAUUGGCGCUGGAAGCUAUGCCAGUGUGUGGUUAGAGAAGUGUGUCGAGGGUGGACGCCACGGUGCUAGCACUUUGCGAGCCGUGAAACAGAUUGAUCUCAGUAGGAGUGGGCAAAAGCCAGGUUUUUAUCAUCGUGAGCUUGAAGCAAUCGCGAAGUUCUCACAUUCCAGGCGAUGCUUUGUGAAAUCCUUCGGGUGGUAUGAAAGCCUAGACAACCUGUAUAUUGCCAUGGAAUAUCUCGAGAUUGGCGAUUUAUACGACUAUAUGAAUCGGCGUUCGCCAUUAUCGGAAACUGAAGCCCGACAGAUCACCUAUCAGAUUCUCGAGGGUCUAGGGAUGAUGCAUGAAAAUGCCUUCACUCAUCGUGAUCUGAAACCCAAUAACAUUCUCAUUAAAUCGCAUCCGCCAAAUGAGUGGUGGGUCAAAAUCGCUGAUUUCGGCAUCAGUAAAAGGAUUGGUGAAGAUCUUGGAACCGCAUCGUCAACACUCCGAGGCACGCCAGGGUAUAUGGCGCCCGAGCUAUAUGGCUUCAUAGAACGUGGCAGCCCAUAUGCGGUCGAUAUAUGGAGUCUGGGUGAAAUCACCUUCGAUAUUCUCACGAAAACCGCAACUUUUGAGUCACUGGGUCAAUUGUUUAGUUAUGUCGAUAACAGCACCUCAUUCCCGACACACUUACUGAAGAAAUCAUCAGUCAGUCAAGAUGGCAUUGACUUCAUUUUGGCUCUCAUGCAACCUGAUCCUUCCUCGCGGCCCACGGCCCAUGAGGCGAUUUCACUUCGUUGGAUCAAAAAUUUGCUCCAUCCUCAAGAUUGUUCGGAAAUGACUCAAAAUAUGGAAGGAGACGAGAUAAUAUCCUUAUCCUCGGCUAAUAUGUCAAUUCAAGGCCGUGGAAUUCAAGAUUCGAUCUCAAAUUUUCUAUGGAUGAACAAGGCAGCAAAGCAGGAUAUCCCCCCUGCACUUUCGGCGUUCUACGAUCUAGUUUGUGUAAAACAAGAUUCUCGAUUUGGAGAUGCUGUCAUCAUCGGCUCACUAGGAAGCAAGAUUGAUCUAUACCAAACUCUGCAGGACAACUAUCGCCAGGUGAAUUCAGCCGCAUUUUCCCCGGACCGUCGAUAUGUGGCAACUGCAUCCGAUGAUAGUACUGUUAUAAUCUGGGAUAUAUCAAGAGGCGUUGAAAUAAGAUCCGUACGAGAACAUACGGAUCCUGUUAAUAAUGUAAUCUUCAACCCAAAGACGGGGCUACUGGUGUGUGCUACCGUUUCUGGUGUGGAGCUCUGGGGUCCUCCCUCAGGAUUGAAGUUGAGCGUGCUCCAACCCCCUCUUCUACACGUACAGAACAUCAUCAUUUCCCCAGAUGGUAGAUACAUCGCAUUCUCCACGAACAAGGCCACAGUUGGGAUUCGAGGCCUUGACACAGACACAAAUAUCACGCUUCCAAUCAAAUGCAGGACGAUGAUGUUUACCCCCGAUAACGAAGGACUCAUGAUUGCCGCCGACGAAAUUUUCUUUUGGGAACUGAAGAGUGGAAAUGUGUUCGAGGUCACGACCACUCGUGGCUGGCAUCACAAGUUACUUUCAUUCUCACCUAAUGCCAGACUUCUCGCCUCAGUGUCCUCCUUUGGUUCUUCAACUGAAGGUGAAUACAUCGCUCUUUGGGACACUACAACAGGUGAACAAUUGUUUCGAAUACGCAAUCUUUGUCCGGAUCGAGUCAACUCCAUGAUUUUCUCACCCAACGGGAAACUGUUGGUGACUGGAGAAAUUGGAGGAAUCCAUUUCUGGGAUAUUGCAACCGGAGAGGAAUUGCACAGGAUUGAGGAUGACCCCCUCUGUGAGAUCAAGAAUCUUUCAUUUUCUGUGGAUGGAACGAUGCUACUGUCUUGUAUUCGAGCUGGACCGGCAUCAACCCCUGGUCCGGCACAUGUUCGCUAUGAGACGGUGAAAAUCUGGAAAGGUAUCAUGGUUGAUUCUGAAUCUGCCUGA
Messenger RNA from Penicillium malachiteum, 2136 nucleotides. RefSeq names its product Tetratricopeptide-like helical. The transcript has 3 exons. NCBI's taxonomy places the organism in Eukaryota, Fungi, Ascomycota, Eurotiomycetes, Eurotiales, Aspergillaceae. Gene Ontology annotation, cellular component: cytoplasm; autophagosome. The record is from RefSeq and is a predicted model, not a curated record. Gene Ontology annotation, biological process: autophagosome organization; autophagy; peptidyl-serine phosphorylation. Bases 1 to 2136 code for a protein of 711 amino acids. Gene Ontology annotation, molecular function: protein binding; ATP binding; protein serine/threonine kinase activity.